UGACGUAGAAAACGAAGAUGAAAAAGAGGAAGUACAGACAGAAUUUUUGGACAUGAAGGAGGUGAACUCAGUCUCAUCUGGAGGAAAAGUGUUUAAGUUCUCCGUGCCGGCGUACAAAGAAGUGUCAUUCAUGGCUUAUAAUGAGACUGAGGGUUAGGAGCCGUUUUCACCUUUGUGAUCCGUGGUGGGAGGUAACCUGCACAGUUCGCCGUGGCAAUAAGCGCAAGUUUUCUACCAUCCCCUCCAGCUAUCCCUCCUACAGUCUCCGCACCAAUCUGAGUUCAGAGGACCAGUCACUUGUGUCUCUUUUUCUUAAAGCAUGUGGCGCAAAACCCGGGUUUGUUAUGAGCUUUAUGGACUUUUUGUCCAAAAACAGACACGUGGUGGAGCUUAUCAAUGUGCUGGAUGCGCUGCAGGAUUUUGAAGAUUCAGCACCAAAGCAUAAAGCUGUGGCUAAAGAGCUCAAGUCAAAUGUCAUUAACUCAGUUGCUUGGACACGUGUGAGAGUUGCCAGAAAGUACCCUCAAAUCAUGAAAUACUUGCCAACAUUGUUACCAGGCCAGUUUAUGGACAUAAUAAGCAAUGGAAAGAUGAAAAACUCACAGGAUACCACUGAAGAAACUCCAGAGCAGCAGAGUAACACACACGUAUUGGAGAAUCUGGAGCAGUUAAUUAAGACUGAUGUUUGGAAGUUGGGCUUCAACUAUAUCAUGUUUAGAGAAUUCCGUAUGAUCAGAUGUGAAGCAAAGCUUGAGGCUUUUGAGGCUUGUAAUUUGCUCAGCCGAAUGACUGAGGAGCAGCGUAACGGCUUACAAUUGUAUGCGAGGCUGAAAGACUACUGCAGAGAUACUGGCAGCACAUACAUUGAACAGAAGAUGCUGCUGGAGAAAAUGCAACAGUGGAAAAUUUAAGAUGCAGGGUUCUUGUUCCUUCACAAGCAUGGCGUGCUGAUACAGGAGAACAACAAGGUGGCACUUCACAACUUCUUCAGCUACGAGAAAGGCAUUGUUGCAUGCUUGAGGGCCCUGAUUGAGGGAGAACCCUGGAUGAUCCACUUGGAUGUGAAGGAGGUUCUUCAAAGAGCUGCAGUGGAGAGAUUAAAGGAGAUGGCCUGUGAUGACUUAAAUGACUCUGCUAUAGAGUUAGACAAGGAUCAUGUGCGAGCAGCAGAAAUUAUAUGUGCCAACCCGGUGACGGUGAUCAGUGGGAAGGGUGGCUGUGGGAAGACCACAUUGGUCGGUCUGGUGUUUAAGGAGGCCAUGGAGAAACAGACCAGCAAGAGUGACAGUGAUGAAAAGCCUCCUAUUGAAGUUCUCCUCACUGCUCCUACAGGGAGAGCUGCUUCAAUUCUUACUAAAAGAACCGGCUGCACUGCUUAUACUUUGCACCAGGUUUUAUGGAGCUUCAUGAACAGAAAAAAAGAAGAAAAUGGAAAUCUUCAAGAAUGGAAGUUCUCGAAGGUGCGGGUGCUGGUGGUCGAUGAGGGGAGCUUGGUGUCUGUUCAGUUCCUUCACUCUAUUCUCAGCAUGCUUACCAAACACGCAGAACUCCAGAAGUUCAUCUUUUUGGGAGAUGUGAGACAGUUGCCCAGCAUUGAGCCUGGAAACACACUGCACGAUCUGUUUGAAGGUCUCAGGAAUGUCCGGUGGGCUAUUGAGAUGUGGACCAACCAUCGUGCCGAGUCUGAGCUCAUCGUCAGAAACGCUGGACUCAUCUCGGAGAUGGGUAAGAAAAGACAUUACAGUCCUCUGGAGUUUGAUGCCACCAUAAACAUGACAAGACCCUCCACAGUGCCAUCUGACAAAAGGUUCAUUUUUGUCAAAAUCAGUGAGAAUCAUGAUGCUCUCCAGGAAGCCAUUAAAUUCUUACUCAAGGAAACUCCUGGUCUCAAAGAUCAUAAAUCAUCAUCACAUGUUGCUUACAGGAGGGACUGUCAGUUGAUCAAUGAGGUUUGCUGCAAGCAUUAUUCAGGUCAUGUUACAAAGACUCAUGAAAAUAAAAUAUACUUUCAAGUGGGGGAUAAAGUUUGCUGCACAAAGAAUGGCUUUAUCUCAGAAACAGAUAAUGAGAACAUGCAAGAAGAGCCUGCACAUGAUGUUGCUGGAACUUCCCAAGAUAUUCCAAGUACCCAAAGAAAAAAUGAACAGAAGGAAAUGAAAAAAGAAAGAAUGUGCAAUGGGGAAAUUUUCUUCAUUAAAGCGGAUGUAACUGAGGAGAAUAUGGGAGCAAGAUGCAAAACAAGACACUACUUGACCCUAGAUGAUGAAAACAGCCAUGUGGUGACUUCUAACUACAAUGAACUACAGAAAGAGUGUAAACUGCGCCAUGCUUGGGCAAGAACCAUUCACACCUUUCAGGGCUCGGAGGCUGAAACAAUUGUGUACGUUCUUGGAAAUACCUUUGUUCAAAACUGGCAGCACGUAUACACUGCAGUGACGCGCGGUCAGAAGCGUGUGUAUGUGGUGGGUAGAGAGCAUGAUCUAGCAGGAGCCAUUGAGAAAAGGAUCACCCCUCGUAACACGCGAUUGCGUGGCCGUGUCAAGGAGAUUGUUGCCCAACAAGAUUUUGAAGACUCUUUCACUCAGUCUGAUUGAGCGAACUAAUAAAGCAAACCGCUUCAGAAGAGCCUCCAUUGGAAAGCACAAGCUGAAGCUCCAAAUCUCACAGCAAGGAGCUUCCCUGACAAUUCCUUAUUCAAGAUCUAAUUUAAACCAGUGCAAAUACAAAGUCUCAGGAUGUUGACUUUAAAACAAAUAUGCUGUAAAUUGAAAGAAACUAUUUAAUACUCUGCACUAUUUCUAUUUCAGUAAUCAUAUAAUCAAUUUUCUUUUUAUUAUUGUUAACUUUCUGAAAUUAGGUAGUCUUAAGAAUGCGUUUGUAUAACUGAUUAUGCUAUUGACAUUAUGAUUGGCACUGUCUCCCCCAGGUAUUUGAAUAUUCCUGCAUGUGAUAAUUAUAUGCUUAUAAUGUUCCAAAUAUUAAUCAUGUGAGUUUUUUGUGUUAAGUUUGAAUUAUGCUUUUUAUUACAAUAUAAUAUAUUUGUUCUCACC
This is a messenger RNA of Sinocyclocheilus rhinocerous, 3050 nucleotides long. Its product is annotated as DNA helicase B-like. The record is from RefSeq and is a predicted model, not a curated record. Gene Ontology annotation, molecular function: single-stranded DNA helicase activity. Gene Ontology annotation, biological process: negative regulation of double-strand break repair via homologous recombination. The transcript is spliced from 13 exons. NCBI's taxonomy places the organism in Eukaryota, Metazoa, Chordata, Actinopteri, Cypriniformes, Cyprinidae.